CCCUCCGCCGCCUCUCCUUCUCCGCUCCUCCUCCUCCGUAGCCGCCACCACCGGGAGGGUCUACGUCGGAGAAGGCCGACCGGCCAGUCAGCCAGCAGAAUAAACCGUACGCACGCGCCGCCCUUGCCGGAGCGAAGAUGAGCAAGGAGGCGGUGGUGAACGUGCUCCUGAGCUGCUUCAUGCACGUCGGCCUGGCGCUGGUGCUGCUGGUGUACCUGCCCGUGGCGUUCGUCUGCCGCCUCUUCAACAGGCUGCUGGUCAGGCCCUUCGCCAAGGGGGAGGACCUCCGCGGCAAGGUCGUGCUCGUCACCGGCGCGUCCUCCGGCAUCGGCGAGCACCUGGUGUACGAGUACGCGCGGAAAGGCGCGUGCGUGGCGCUGGUGGCGCGGACGGAGAUCGCGCUGCGCGCCGUGGCGAAGACGGCGCGCGACCUCGGCGCGCCGGACGUGCUCGUCGUGCCGGCGGACAUCACCAAGCUGGAGGAGGCCAAGCGCGCCGUCGAGGAGACCGUCGCGCACUUUGGCAAACUGAAUCACCUGGUGGCAAACGCGGGGAUCUGGUCAAGCUGCUUCUUCGAAGAAAUCACCAACAUAACCGCCUUCCACAACGUGAUUGAUCUCAACUUCUGGGGCGCUGUGUACCCGACCUACUUCGCGCUGCCGUACCUGAAGGCCAGCCGCGGCAACAUCGUCGUCACCUCCUCCGUCGCCGGCAGGGUGCCAACCGCCAGGAUGAGCUUCUACAACGCAAGCAAAGGAGCUGUGAUACGGUUCUACGAGACCCUGAGGGCGGAGCUGGGGUCCCACGUCCGCGUCACCAUCCUCAUGCCGGGGUACGUCGUCUCCAACCUCACCAAGGGCAAGGGCCUCCAGAAGGACGGCCAUGUCGGCAUCGACGAGGAGGCCCGCGACAUAAAUGUCGGGCCGCUGCCGGUGGGCAAGACGGAGUCGCUGGCGGCGGUGGUGGUGGCGAGCGUGCGGCGGGGGGACAGCUACGUGACGUGGCCCGGGUGGUACUGGCCGUUCCACAUGGUGAUGUGCGCCGCGCCGGAGCUCGUCGACUGGUUCUCCCAGGCGUUCUACGUGUCCAAGUCCGGCGAGCAGGACGGCGGCGGCGCGCUGAGCAAGAAGAUCCUGGAGGCCGUUGGCGGGAAGAAGUUCCUCUACCCCAAGACCAUCCGCUCCCAAGCCGACAUGGCAGCUAACUGACCGAUCAAUUUAUCAAGAUGUUAGCGACACAAAUUCAUAUAUGUAAGCAUGCGUGGUUUGUUGUUUGACUAGCGCGAAAAAGAUCGAAAGGGCCGAUCGAUGAAAUGUUGAAAUGGGUCCACUGUAUUCUUUGUAUUCCUUUCGUUUUCCUUUUCUUUUUCCUCUUUGAUGUAAAAGUAGUAACAGUGUGAUGUGAAUUGAUACGACUGUUUAUUGGUGGUACGCCCUGUGAUAAAAUUCCUUUGUUGAUCUGGAACAGA
Molecule: messenger RNA, 1468 nt
Organism: Phragmites australis (common reed)
Lineage: Eukaryota; Viridiplantae; Streptophyta; Magnoliopsida; Poales; Poaceae
Product: 11-beta-hydroxysteroid dehydrogenase A-like
Exons: 6
Coding region: 138-1208 (356 amino acids)
Molecular function (GO): oxidoreductase activity
Source: RefSeq, a predicted model, not a curated record